AUGAUCAUUUUUGCCAUCCUCCUGGUGCCGAUGGUUCUGAAGGCCCCAACUGAGCUGACUCGAAACCUUUAUCUUCCUAAAAUUGAAAAUGGUACACUCAAAAGCAUUGAAGUAACUGGCAAUGAACCCAUUGAUACUUUGGAUCUCUCGGGCUUGGGUUUCGCGCACGUUGAUGCCAACAUAUUCGAAAAUUUGACUCGCGUCAAGAGAAUAAAUCUUGCAAAUAACGGUUUGGUCUCGCUGCCUCGAACGACUUUUUCGAAUCUGCCAAACUUGGAGCAUCUCUCGCUCGCAGAUAAUGAAAUAACCUCCUUGGAACGCGGUCAAUUCGCGGGAUUGGCUAAUUUGAAAUUCCUAAAUAUAUCGAACAACCCUAUGGAAGAAAUAUUUCCUGGGUUAUUAUACGGGCUUGGAAAAUCAACGAAUAUAUCAGUGAAGCUCCCACAUGGAAUUUCGGUAUUAUACAACUUGGCCUUCAGAGAAUUUAACGAUUUUUACCCUUUCCCGCAGUCCAUUGUUGAUGAACCCUCUCGUUCAAAUGACCAUAAUGUUAAGGGAGUAUGCAUUCGCGACGGAAUGGUAGAAAAGUUAGUCGGCCUGUGGAAUUGGGAACCUCAUUGUAGAGUUAUGCAAAAUAUUAGUCAAGCUUAUACCGGGCCACGUUUGAACUUAACUAAUUUGGGGAUAUCGAAAUUUGCUCCUGGCUGGUAUACUCUUGAUAGCUCUGAUUUCAUCAUGAUUUACCUCAACAACAACAACAUCACUUCGUCAUCUUUGGAUUUUAUGAACGGCCUCCCAUCAUUUGUUGGAGCAAUCGAUUUAUCCAAUAACAAAAUCACGAAUUUGAAGAACGGAGUAAUUUUUAACAACUGUCUCAUAAAUUUAAUCUUAGCGAACAAUUCGAUAAGCGAAAUUGAAAACGGAGCGUUGGAAAACACAAAGCUCGUAAACUUGGAGUUGGAUAAUAAUCGAGUGAAUAAUAUAGAGUUUGCAAAGACUCUACCGUCAACGCUGCAGAAUUUAGCAUUGAGUAAUAACUGCAUCAAUGAAUUAUUACCCGAUAUAUUUACCGGGCUGUCUCAGCUUUAUAGAAUCGUUCUUUCUGGUAACAACAUAACCGUUAUUAAAAGUGAAUCACUGCGUGGGCUCGACUCCGUAGGAAUAUUGGAUUUCUCAAAAAAUAAUAUCGAAAAAAUCGAAAAAGGUGCUUUUCGGGAUUUAACAUCUGUUGAAUAUUUGAACCUUGCGGGUAAUAAAUUGACUAAUUUGAAUGAAGGAACGUUCAAUGGUCUCCGACGUGUUCUGAAACUCGACCUUUCAUCGAACAAAAUUAAACAGAUUACACAUGAUUCGUUCAAUGGAUUAAUGACAAUCAAUAUACUUGGAUUGGCUUUCAACCAGAUUGAAAAUUUGGAGACUGGUAUUUUUGCUAAUUUGCCGAUAUCCCAACUAUACUUGGGAAAUAACAAAUUGAGGAAAAUAGAGAAUGGAAUUUUCGACUCGACCAUCAUCUCAAGACUGUAUCUGCAAAAUAAUUCGUUAAGCCAAAUAAAUGGAGCAGAAUUUGCUAGUAUGCAUGAACUGGAAGCUUUGGAUUUGCGGAGUAAUGGAAUCACAAGGAUCGAGAAAGAUUUUUCAAGAUACCUUGGCCAUGUGAGGGAGUUGUUUCUCUCUGAUAAUCCAAUCGACAGACUGGAAAACGGUGCUUUGUGUGGUUUACCAAAGGACUUUUCGAAAAUUUAUUUGAGUAACGUCCAACUGGAACUCUUGCAGGGUGGUGUAUUUGAAGAUGCGUAA
Venturia canescens is the source of this 1797-nucleotide messenger RNA. RefSeq names its product insulin-like growth factor-binding protein complex acid labile subunit. Gene Ontology annotation, cellular component: extracellular matrix. The record is from RefSeq and is a predicted model, not a curated record. The coding region runs from base 1 to 1797 and encodes 598 amino acids. Lineage: Eukaryota; Metazoa; Arthropoda; Insecta; Hymenoptera; Ichneumonidae. The transcript has a single exon. Gene Ontology annotation, molecular function: protein binding.